AUGCGCGUUUCACUUUUCGUCUCAGCACUCGUUGCGCCGCUUGCCCUUGCAGCUCCCACACUCGAGACCCGCCAGGCCGCUCCCGUUAAGCCCGCACCGUGUGUGCGUAACAGCAAGGUCACAGUCGAGGAGACGAGAGUGCGAUCUGAGCAGUUUGCGCAAGCCUUCAUCUACAAGCGGGAUAUCAGCAAAGCGUUUACGUUUAUCGCGGUCGAUUAUAUUAACCAUAACCCACAAGUAGUCAAUGGAUCCGCCGCCGCAUGGGAAGCUCUCUCCCCCUUCUGGAACACUGCCAAUAUGACUGCCAAGCGUAAUACCUUCAUCUCUCCCAUGAGCUGGGUUAACUACGACUCUUCGCUCGGCGACGUUGUGGACCGAUUUAGGUGGGAGGGCGGAUGUAUUGUUGAGCACUGGGACCAAGACGAGAAGUUUCCCGAAAUUAAAGGCUGCAAGGCUGUCUACUAA
Bipolaris victoriae FI3 is the source of this 465-nucleotide messenger RNA. RefSeq lists its product as hypothetical. The transcript is spliced from 3 exons. The record is from RefSeq and is a predicted model, not a curated record. Lineage: Eukaryota; Fungi; Ascomycota; Dothideomycetes; Pleosporales; Pleosporaceae. The coding region runs from base 1 to 465 and encodes 154 amino acids.